AACAUUGUCAUCCUGAUCUGGUAACCGACGCCGUCGCCAUUUUGCAAAGUCAUUUGUAGUUUAUCGUUGUGUUGUCUUCUUCGUCGUCAGUUCGCCCAUUUCCUGCCCAUCAAGUGUCCCAGCGUCGCAUCGUCCAGAAAGCUUCCACCGGAUCACAAUGGGUGACAGAGACUCUUCCGUCGAGAAAGACAGAUCACGAGAACGUUCCCGCCGGGAGCGCCCCAGCCGCUUCUCGGAGGCCAGCCGGGAGCGCAGCCUGGACCGGGGCCGCGAAAGGGGCGGCAUGAAGUCCUCGAACUGCAGAGUGUACGUAUCCAAUAUUCCUUACGAGUAUCGGUGGCAAGAUCUCAAAGAUCUCUUUCGGAGUCAAGUUGGGGACGUUCAGUUUGUCGAGUUGUUCGUUGACGAGAACGACAAGUCUCGAGGUUGCGGCAUCGUCGAGUUUUCAGAGCCCCAGUCGGUCAAAAAGUGUCUGGAAGUCAUGCAGCGGUUCGAGGUUAAGACGCGUAAGCUGAUCAUCAAGGAAGACAGCGGCAACAUCCGUGAUAAGCACGGCAACAUCAUCGGUGGAUCGGGGAACAAAAGGGGCCGAGAUGAGAAUCGAUACCGGGACGAACGGUACGAUUCUCAGCAGAAUUUGUCGAAUCGAUCAGGUGGUGAUGGGGCUGACACUAAGUGGGGCAAUACGUAUGGGCUCAGUCCGCAGUUUUUAGAGUCGCUUCGCAUUGACACGCCUCUCUGUAAUCGAGUUUUUGUGGCCAACUUGGAAUAUAACGUAGACAAGAAAAAACUCAAGGAAGUUUUCCGUUUGGCUGGCCGCAUAAUCCGUGUGGACCUGCACACGGACAAAGACGGUCGCAGCCGAGGUUUCGCAAUCGUCGAAUACGACCACCCCGUCGAAGCAGUACAGGCCAUUUCUAUGUUCCACAAUCAGGUCUUAAACGACCGUCCCAUGAGCGUUCGCAUCGAUCGCGCUAACGAGACCCUCAAGCUCCCGGAAGGCCUGAAAGGGAUCGGCAUGGGCCUGGGCACCAACGGCGAGCCCUUGCGCGACGUCGCCCGCAACCUGCCCUCCAUCGUCAACAACAGCCAGCCCUCCAACCCCGGCGCCGGCAUCCUGGGCGCCGUGCCCAACCAGGCCUUGCAGAUGGCCAACGCGCUCAGCGGCCUGAACAGCGUCGUCAGCGGGUCGCCCUUCGGCAACCUGAGCACCAGCUCGUCGGUCCUCCAGGCCGCCAACCUCGCCGGCAUGGGCGGGCUCGCCAGCAACCUGCUCAACAACGCGGAUCUCUCGUUGGCCAGCAACCUCGUCUCGAACCCGUUGGUCCAGAACAGCUCGCAGCUGGCCGCGCUGGGCGGCUCGGGCGGCGGUUCAGGCAGCAUGGGGCAAGGGCUCACCAGCAACAACUCCAACUCGCAGUCGUUUUCGCGGGAGAACAACUCGUUCAGCAGCCAGAACAGCAACUUCAACCAGAACCCGAGCUACAGCAGCGGCAGGGGAUUCCAGAACUACGACUCGAAGGGGUCCUCAGGGGGAGGUUUCUCGUUCGGGGGCAACAAUAGGGACGGGUACGGGUCGAUGGGCGGCAACAUGGGGAAUAUGGGAGGCGCCGGGUCGUUGUUGCGGAAUCAGGGGUCUUCGGGCAAUAUGAAAGACGGCGGAUUUUCCAGGAAGGUUUUAGUUACGAAUCUACCGGCUUCUGCGAGUUACAAAAUGUUGAGCGAAAAAUUCAACGAGUACGGGGACGUCCAACAUCUGGAGGAGAAGGGAGCUGGCAGCAUGCUUAUCCUGUACGCGGCCGAUUGGCAAGCCGAGAGGGCUAUUAAAAACUUGGAUCGUGCUCGCAUCGAUGGAAGGACGAUUGACGCACGUCUGUUUUAUUAGGAGUUCGAUCACCUCGUGGCAAUUUAUGUUUUAGGUUAGGAUGGACGUUUCAGUUGCGUCAUGAAGGUUUUCGUUUGACGAUUCUGUAUUCACAAAAUCUGUGUUAGAUUUAGACAUUUCAUUUCUAUUUUUUAAAUAAAGUGAUAAAGUGGCCCUGAA
Molecule: messenger RNA, 2044 nt
Organism: Zophobas morio
Lineage: Eukaryota; Metazoa; Arthropoda; Insecta; Coleoptera; Tenebrionidae
Gene: rump
Product: rumpelstiltskin
Exons: 4
Coding region: 158-1885 (575 amino acids)
Cellular component (GO): nucleus; cytoplasm
Molecular function (GO): mRNA binding
Source: RefSeq, a predicted model, not a curated record